CAGCGCUUCAUCCACCCUCCAUUAUUUCCUUCAGAGAUUAAAUUAAAUAACUAAAGAAAGAAAAUCAAUUGGAUGCUUGAGAUUUGGUUUCUAUAUAAUCGACAACAAACCCUUCGUCAAAAACCUCUUUCCCCUUCACACAUCUUCUCUUCCUUAACUCCACAAUCUUCCCCUGUUUUUGUUUUAUCGUUUAUAUUUUGAGAUCCCGUCGGUUCCUCUCGAUACCAUAUUCCUCCUCUGUUUUAUUCUUUUAUCAUCAAUAACAAAACUCAGACCGAGGAAAAAAAUAUAAAGCUAAAACUUUAAUGGUCGGAAACUAAUGACUCCGGUUCUCUGCGAAAUCUUGCUCUCUGGGCUCACGGUUAAAUCUGCUCUCCGCCGUAGAACCCAUCUCGUUCAAUCUUUCUCCGUUGUCUUCCUCUACUGGUUCUACAACGUUUCAUGAAUUGCUGAAAACCCUCAAAUCUAAUCUUCAAAUUAAUUACAUAAUAUAUUCAUUAUUUUCAGACAAUUUUUAUAAAAAACACAAAAGAUCUGUCCUUUUUUUUACUGAAUCUGUCCUUUCUUGUUCUUGUAAUAAUUUUCUUUGUUAACCCUUUUUACGCGGGAUAAAAUGGCGUCAUCUAGCAGCACAUACCGGAGCUCUAGCUCUUCCGACGGCGCCGUCGCCGUCGCCGUUGACGAGCGAAAACGUAAGAGAAUGUUAUCGAACCGUGAAUCUGCACGUAGAUCAAGGAUGCGUAAACAAAAACACAUCGACGAUCUAACGGCUCAGAUCAAUAAGCUUUCAAGCGACAACCGUCAGAUCUUGACGAGCCUCACCGUCACAUCUCAGCUUUACAUGAAGAUCCAAGCCGAGAACUCCGUCUUGGCCGCUCAGAUGUCAGAGCUAAGCUCUAGACUCGAGUCGUUGAACGAAAUCGUUGAUCUCGUGACGUCGACGAACGGUGCAGGUUUCGCUGGUGGUGUGGAUCAGAUCGACGGCUGUGGAUUCGAUGAUCGUACGCUUGGGAUUAGCAACGACGGAAAUUACGAUGAUAUGAUGGGUGGCGUUAAUCAUUGGGGUGGUUCGGUUUACGCUAAUCAACCCAUCAUGGCUAAUGAUAUCAAUAUGUAUUAAAUUUAAAGUAAUUAUAUAAACUUUUAUAAGUUAAAAACUAAUAUUAUUGCUUUUAUAUUUAUAAGUUUAGCUUUUGAGUUGGGUCUGUGUGGAGAUGUAGUUAUAAUCUAUGCAUCUUGAUUGGUUGGAAGGAUAGAUAAACUUAUAUAUAUUGGGGACACAUAUAGGCUGUCCUUUGUCAUGUAUUGGUGUGUGCUCGUUUAUUAUAUAAAUUUUAUAGUAAUUAAUAUGAUUACUAGGUGUUUUACCCGC
This is a messenger RNA of Eruca vesicaria subsp. sativa (arugula), 1372 nucleotides long. The record is from the annotation of a GenBank genome assembly. NCBI's taxonomy places the organism in Eukaryota, Viridiplantae, Streptophyta, Magnoliopsida, Brassicales, Brassicaceae.